CUGGAAUAUCGUCCGUGUAGAAACCGCAGGGAAAAUGGCUGAGAAGGAAGACACUGAAACCUUUGAUGUUAUGGAACUGGCAGAACAUGUGAAGAAACAAAGAUGGUGGAACAAAAUGUUUGGUAAAAAUAAUUCUGGACCAGUUGCUGAGAAGUACUCUGUAGCAACACAGCUGGCUAUUGGAGGAGUGACUGGCUGGUGUGCAGGGUACUUGUUUCAGAAAGUUGGGAAGGUUGCAGCGUCAGCUGUAGGAGGCGGCUUCUUUUUGCUCCAGAUUGCUCAUCACACAGGCUAUAUUAAAGUGGACUGGAAAAGAGUGGAGCAAGAUGUGAACAAGGCCAAGAAGCAGCUGAAUCUCAAUUCAGACAAGCCGUCCAAAGAAGUCAGAACAAAAUUUAAUGAGGUGCAGGUAUUCGUCAAGAAAAACAUUGUUCUUACAGGGGGCUUUGCAGGAGGAUUUCUGCUUGGUCUGGCUUCAUAGGAGCUCCAUCUUACUCUUUAUUAUUAUGUCUUCUACUCGCAGGAUGUCAUCCAACUAUGUAUACAACAGAUUACAGCUUUAGAAGUGUGAUAUUGCAGCUUGCAUUAAAUUCAGCACGCCUAAUUAAUACAUUUAUGCAAGUUAUGUGUUCAUCAGGAAAUAUAUUUUAGCAUGCUAGAAUAUAUUAUUUUAUUGUUUUUUUUAGACAUGCAUUGUGUUCGGUUUGUACUUGAUGCCCAUGUUAUACUUUUGUUAUCAUUUAUUUGAUCAUUUUGCUUUAUACAUUUUGGAACCAUUUUUGAACAGUCAUGAUUUUAUUUAAACAUGUAAUAUGUCAAAAUAAAUUACACCCUUUUACGAACCCA
Messenger RNA from Myxocyprinus asiaticus (Chinese sucker), 846 nucleotides. Its product is annotated as FUN14 domain-containing protein 1-like. The coding region runs from base 35 to 481 and encodes 148 amino acids. The transcript is spliced from 5 exons. Gene Ontology annotation, biological process: autophagy of mitochondrion. The record is from RefSeq and is a predicted model, not a curated record. Gene Ontology annotation, cellular component: mitochondrial outer membrane. NCBI's taxonomy places the organism in Eukaryota, Metazoa, Chordata, Actinopteri, Cypriniformes, Catostomidae.